Suhomyces tanzawaensis NRRL Y-17324 is the source of this 1620-nucleotide messenger RNA. RefSeq lists its product as uncharacterized. The coding region runs from base 1 to 1620 and encodes 539 amino acids. The record is from RefSeq and is a predicted model, not a curated record. Gene Ontology annotation, molecular function: protein binding. Lineage: Eukaryota; Fungi; Ascomycota; Pichiomycetes; Serinales; Debaryomycetaceae. The transcript is spliced from 3 exons.
AUGCUAGACCCCCAGCAGCGUCUCCGCAACGCCAUCAUAGAGGGCAACCUCCCCAUCACCAAACGACUAUUGGCCCGGUUUCCCGAGCUCUGGCUCAAUCCCGACCCGUCCCACGACGGAUGGACUAACCUCCACUACGCGUCGUUCCACGGCCAUUACUUGAUCUGCUUCCACUUGGUCUCGUUCAUGAACCAGAACAUGGGCGUGCUCUCCAACCACUACAGCCACCUCGACCUCCUCACCUUCGACAACCUCCUGGUGCUCCACCUCUCGCUGCUCACCCAGAAGCCACAGACCCUCCACUACCUUCUCCAGGAGUUUCCCGGCAAGUUGUGGUUGAACUACGCCGGAGGGCGCCUGAACCAGACCCCAGCCCACUACAGCUGUAUCUACGGCUUCAAGGAGGGCAUCAAGUUGUUGUUGGAGUUUGGAGCCGACUGGAAGCUCCAGGACCUGGACGGAAACACCUGCCUCCACUUGUGCCUUGAGUUUGGCAAUUUCGACUGCAUCCAGGUGAUCCUCAAGUACUUGAUGACAGUUGCUCCUGAUAGGAAGACCUGCGUGGACCAGAUCCGCAAGUUCGAGCUGACCAAGAACAACAAGGGCUGGACCGCCAUUGAGUAUGCCUCCAGUUUCGAUCUCAUUUCCAAGUACGAGGUGUUGAAGCACGACUUGUUGUUUGACGCCGAACGAGCCGAAGUGGCUUCCGUGCUCAAGACUCCCAAUCAGCUCUUCUCCCUCGAGCACAAUUCCUCCCAGACUUCGCUUCCUGGAAACAAGGUGCUAGCAAGUCCCAUUGUUCCCGUCUCACAGGCACAGAAAGGUGAGGAAGAGCCCACCAAGUCCGACUCAGAAAUAAGCCCCAGCGGACGCGCCCAUUCGCUGUCGCUUCCCUCGUCAUCGACUCCAGAAAUAAAGCCCACCACUUCCGCUUCCCGGAGAAGAGCCCAAACGUCUUACUCCUACAAACCACCUGCAUCGAUCAACGCAAAUUUAAACUCGCCUAGAUCCAAUGUCCCACAGACUCCUUCCAAUAGAGCCCCCUCGUUGAAAUCAUUCACCAUAUCUCCUUCCAUACGGAGCAACAACUACGACGAUAACGACAAUUUCCUUCCUCCUCCAUCUCCCCAGUCGACUAUUUCAAACUCUUCGUCUUUGACUAACUCCCCAACAAAUAUUGCUGUGUUGCCACAAAUGGGACGAAAGAAGAGUUUAUCCUUCUCAAAUGCCCCAUUCCAUGAACCAACAUCUUCAAUCGCGGCAAAGGUGGCGUUUAACAGCAGCAGGUCAUCUCUAGAAAGCCCUGUCAGAAGGCCAUCCUUGUCAAAUAGGUCAUCGUCCGGUGGUGGGAGCGCAAAGCACUCUAGUGGAGAUAUUUCUCCCGUAUUGCGAAAGACAAAGUCUUCUGGCACCCUCCCGGUAAAUGGAAGUCACUCUUCACUCAACAAAUCAUCUUCAACUACGAUAUUGGAGCAACCUCCUCUGAGUAUACCAAGGACUGCUAGCCCUACUAAAGCUGGCUCAUUGACUGCAUUGAGUAGAACUAGUCUGAAAGGUGCCUCCAACGACAACUUGAAAAGAGGCAACAUCAGUAGCAUUAGUUUCAGCAGAGUCAGAUGA